Molecule: messenger RNA, 438 nt
Organism: Gryllus bimaculatus (two-spotted cricket)
Lineage: Eukaryota; Metazoa; Arthropoda; Insecta; Orthoptera; Gryllidae
Source: the annotation of a GenBank genome assembly
AUGGUUGAGGAAUCGAAGGUUAAGUUGAAGAAGGCUGGAGAGGCAAAAUAUGAGGUACAGGCGGGUGAUGCAGCCAAGCUGGGCGAGGACGGCGUGCCGGGCAAGUGGGGGUCGCAGGCGUGCUCCACGCCGCUGCUGGUGCAGCAGGCCACCAAGGCGCUGCAGGCGGCGUCGGCGGGCGCGUCGGCGGCCGGGCAGCAGGGCGGGCCGCCCCAGCACCACGGCGCCACCGCCGCCUCGGCCGCCGUCAACAACACGCACGCCGCGCUCACCCACUCGCACCACCACCACCACCACCACGCCGCGGCGGCGCUCGCGUCGCCCUUCUCGUCGCUGCUGGGCGCGGCGGCGGCCGGCGGUGGCCCGGCCAGUUACCUGCUGGGCGGGCCCGGCGACCCGCUCACCCUCAACAAGGCCACCGCCAACCACCUGUUCUGA